AUGGAGACCGUCUUUAUUACCAUCCACGACCUCUCUCGCGAUGCCCGCAUCAAGUAUUGCUCAGACUCUAUUGAGGAUAUCCUGGGCUACUUGCCUAACGAGGUUAUUGGCAAGGCAUGUUGGGAAUACUUCCAUCCUGAUGAAAUCCCGUUCGCCCGCGAGAUCCAUGACCGUGGCAUUGAGCUUGACAAGGCUUCUGUUAUGAACUACGCCAGAAUCAAGCAUAAGAGUGGCGAAUGGAUUGGGUGUGAAUGUGUCUUCACUGUUGUACACGAUGUUCUUGUGGCUAGCACUGCAAUCUAUCGAAGGGGCCCGAGGGCGCAACAACGGGCUCUCGAUGGAGCUGGCGUCCGCCGAAUAUUCUCCUCUUCGCCUCGAGACCCGCGAUACCACAUGUUGUCGUUCUUGUCCAACAAGUUCAGCGAAGAACCAACUACCCCCCUGCCAGAGCCCAGAGCUGCGUUAUUCUUGAACCGCUUCACCCGCACAUCCACCAUAAUGUAUGCUACCAGCGGUGUAUCAACCAUCCUUGGCCUGGAUCCCGAACAGAUCAUCGGCAAGAGCUUCUACUACUGCGUUCAAGAAAACUGUCUUCGAGAUGCAGUCAAAUGUCUCGAAAGCGCAAAAGCUAAUGACUCAAUCGCCUAUUUGAGAUUCUGGUACCGCAACCCGUUGCAACCCGAGAGUCGAACACAUUCGGAAGCCUUGCCGGACAACGAAAGUGAUGAAGACGAGGGAGGUGUUCCACUUGUAGGCUCUGAAAGGUCCGGCUCAACUACCUCGAUGGCUGAUGCCACGACACCUCGCCCUACUCCCGCCACAGUAGACCACCAAGGCACCGGCAGCUCCUCAGUUCAACAACUGGCGCCUGUGGUUGAUAACGGAGUCCACAGAACAAUAUCUAAUAAUAGCACGAACACUGGAAGCGUUGGGCCCGUAGUCUCUGACGAUUUGAACUCAGAUCGGAGGGGCUCAUCACAGACACCUGCUGAGGAUCUUCAGACAGGGCCUUUGGAGAUUGAAGCUGUGAUCUCGUGCACGUCCGACGGACUCGUGGUGGUUCUCCGUAAGGCAAGUCCUCUGGCCCCUCACACUCUCGAGCUCGCAGAGGCUCCUCAUUUUGCCAAUGGAGUGUUUGCGUCCCCUUGGGCGCCAGAACCAGUCAUGCCGGACUCCGUGGUCGGAGCACAGGAUUUAACCACCACAAGCUUCAUGACUGCUAUCAAAGAAGUGGCCGUGUUCGCGUGGUCCCUCACCGGCAUCAACGGCUCGCUGGCGCAGUAUGCUCGUGGCCAUGCAAGCGGUGAAGCAUUGCCCCCUGACGGUCUCCCCGUCUGGGAUCCCGACGCUGAGGUUGACGAACACUACAACGCAGAAUACAAUGGCUUCCUUGCCAGUGCUCACCGGCCUUUCCAAAGUCAUGGCAGUCUCGGUGUAUCCAGAAAAGAGGAGGAUUCAACCAGCAGUGAGGAUGAGGUGGUCUGGAAGCGGGCUCCAAUACUACCACCCUGGCGCCGACCGAAGAGGAGAGCACAUCACGACGCUUUCGGCGGUGAUGUACACGAUGGCGUAGACGGCGGUACUGAAGAUGGCGGCAGGAAGAGGCAUGCCAGGUCGCAAGAUGGUUCUGGUACUGGCUCGGGCUCAGGCUCAGGCUCGGCCACCGGCACUGGCUCUGGAGCUGGGUCUGCUACAGGCUCGGUCUGA
This is a messenger RNA of Exophiala spinifera, 1707 nucleotides long. RefSeq lists its product as uncharacterized. Lineage: Eukaryota; Fungi; Ascomycota; Eurotiomycetes; Chaetothyriales; Herpotrichiellaceae. The coding region runs from base 1 to 1707 and encodes 568 amino acids. The record is from RefSeq and is a predicted model, not a curated record. Gene Ontology annotation, molecular function: protein binding; DNA-binding transcription factor activity, RNA polymerase II-specific; RNA polymerase II transcription regulatory region sequence-specific DNA binding. The transcript has 3 exons.